AUGUUUAGUUAUUACCUAUUUAGCUGUCAGGAUAUUACUUUUUCUUGGCUUAAUUAUUCUAAUUCUAAUACCUAUAACAUUCUUAAGUCACGUUCUGUUCGCGAUUUUGAUGAUCAUGCCACCCGUGUAGUUGGGAAGUAUGAGAGUGUGGAUACGUUCUACAGACGCUGCAGUAGUGCUACUUAUGUGCAAUCUGUUUCCGUUCCGCUUCUCUGCAUUAGUGCUCUGGAUGAUCCAAUCUGUACAACAGAAGCCAUUCCCUGGGAUGAAUGCAAGGCAAAUAAAAAUAUUUUGUUGGUUACGGUAAAGCAUGGAGGACAUCUGGCCUUUUUUGAAGGGCUAACUGCAUCUCACCUUUGGUGGGUAAGAGCUGUAAAUGAAUUUCUUGGUGUACUACACAGUAACAACUAUAUGCGUGUACAGGAGAAGAUUUCCAAACCAAAAUUUCCAUUGGAAUCGUCAAUUGACCAAGGCCCCUAUGUUAAUGUAUCUGAAAAUGGAAAGGUAGCUGCAGUGAACAAUGACCUCAAAACAAAGUGGAAGAAAUUCCGGGAUAUGUAUCAUGACAAUCAUAAUAACAGGGUUCCACGAGUAAAAAGUUCAUUGAAAAGAUGA
Messenger RNA from Sphenostylis stenocarpa, 615 nucleotides. NCBI's taxonomy places the organism in Eukaryota, Viridiplantae, Streptophyta, Magnoliopsida, Fabales, Fabaceae. The record is from the annotation of a GenBank genome assembly.